AGUGGUCAUGAUAUACUGAAAACCACUCAAGACAAAUCUGGAGAGGGAGAAAACCAUAAAGUCACUGAGACCACAUUCAGGCAGCAAAUAUAAAGAAAAGAAAGUUCAACAGCUUCACCCCUCACCUGUUUUAGACAUAGCAGCAUAUUCUAACCAGAGAUCUCACCUGGGCCACAGGCCACCAUGGAUGUGCACCCUGAUGCCCUUGGGGGUCAAAAGAAAACAAGCGACAGCAGCAAGGGAGGCGGCAACCCGGGAGCCCAGCAAGAUGCUGUGAUGAGGACAGAUUCAUCAGAGAUGACGGAUGUGGAAUCUGUGAUCAGCAACUUCGCAGCUUCAGCAAGGGCAGGCCGCCGCAAUGCCUUACCCGACAUCCAGAGUUCAGUCGCUACAGGUGGAUCGUCAGACCUCCCACUCAAGCUGGGGGCAUUGUCCGUGAAGGAAGAUGUUAAAGAGAAAAAAGAUGAGAAAGACCAAGACCAACUGAAAAAGCCCCUAAAUGAAGAAAAAUGAAGCCUUAGAAUCUAUCAAGGUUGUUGAUUUUAUGCACAUUGAGAGACGUAGUGGCUAUGCAUUCCGAGGUGUUUGGUUUGGUAGUAACGGGGUAACAUCUAUGGCUUUAAGUAAUUUGGUUAUGAUGCUCUGUCCUUAAACUGCAACCGUCAUACACCCAAAUGGGUUAUUAAAAGGUGUCACUUUAAAAUUGCACCCAAGGAAGAACACAUUGUUUAUACACCCAACAAAACUCACUGUCCAUCCUGGGAUUUGUUUGUCAAAUACACGUACAAUUCUGUUCCUAUCGAGUUAGAGAAUUUUUCUUGAUAUGUAUAAACCAAAACCUAAUUUAAUACUUCGUAGAAUUUGUAGGAAAUUAUAUUUUUUGGUGAGAUGGAAUUAAUAGUAAAAGAUCACAUGUAUAAAAUGUGUUUAUUUUUAGUCAAAAUUACACCAUAUUUCCCCAAAAAUAUUAGGAGAGAUCUGGAAACAUUGUAAAGGUUAUGACAACAUAAGCAUCUCCAGGCUGAUUUUGUCUAAUAUUCUUUGCACCUAGCCUGUGUAUACUGUGAUUUUUUCAUAUGGACCCACAGAAUGUAAAAUUUGUGAAAAACUGUUUAUCUGAAACAUGUGUGUUGAAUAAACUUCAUUAUAUUCC
This is a messenger RNA of Acomys russatus (golden spiny mouse), 1153 nucleotides long. It is a transcript of the gene Pkib, whose product is annotated as cAMP-dependent protein kinase inhibitor beta. Gene Ontology annotation, biological process: negative regulation of cAMP-dependent protein kinase activity. The transcript has 5 exons. Gene Ontology annotation, molecular function: cAMP-dependent protein kinase inhibitor activity. The record is from RefSeq and is a predicted model, not a curated record. Lineage: Eukaryota; Metazoa; Chordata; Mammalia; Rodentia; Muridae. Gene Ontology annotation, cellular component: nucleus; cytoplasm. The coding region runs from base 184 to 513 and encodes 109 amino acids.